AUGAGGGCCCCCCUUGUGCGUUUCCUGUUGGGCCCUUCUAAGGGCUCGUCGCUGCCGUGCGGCGGUACCGCAGCAACAGGAGCAUGCGCCUACCGCACUUGGGCGGCAACGACGUCAUAUUGCAAGCCAACAACUGCAGCAACAGCGGCGACACCGCCAGCAACAGAGCCGCCAUUAACGGGCAUUCGAGCGUCUAGAAGUCCGUUCAGCAGCAGCACCAGCGAGAGUCUUAAACAGCCGGAAAAUUCUGCAGCAGCUGCUGUGCGUGCGGCAGUUGAAACACUGCAGGAGCAACUCAUGGCAGCAGCAGCGGAGAAGCAAAAGCGGUUGCAGCGCAUACGAGCUGAGUACGGGGCUGUGAAGAUCGGGUCAGUGACCCCUGUGAACGUCAUUGGUGGCAUGAGGGGCCUCACGGCGCUACUGACAGAAACGUCUGUUCUCGACCCUGAGUUGGGUCUUCGGUUACACGGCACUGCUAUGCGGCAACUGCUGCUGCAGGAUUUGCCCAAGAUGCAGGCGAGCCACGCCUAUCCGUCGGUGGAGGCUCUCCUUUGGUUUUUGCUUACAUCUAAGGUGCCUACCGAGUCCGAGGUCUCUUUGCUGCACCGUUGUCUGUAUGAGAUGACAGUACCUGCCGCUGCUGCUACUGGGUCUCGAGCUGCUGCUGCCACUGCUGGGGAUGCUUCUGCUAAAGCGCCAACGCAUCUCGGAAGCUACACUGACGAGCGUUUCUUGAGAGUGCCUGCUGCAGUGCCUGCGAUAUUAGAUGCCCUGCCGGCCGAUGGUCACCCAAUGGCAGCGUUUGCUGCUACAGCUGCUGCCCUCUCAGACUUCUCAUUCUUCAGAGCAGCAACAGGAAACGGCUCCGUGGGGAAAAAAGAAUUCUGGAAGCCGGCGCUUGUCGACGCGCUCGCUCUGGUAGCGCGCGCAGCGGUGACGGCUGCUCACAUCUACAGGAGAAAAUUUGGCGACGGCUGUGUGCCGUGCCCCGACCCUAAACUUGAUUUUGCAGCGAACUUCGCACGAAUGCUAGGCCUUGAGGGACAGCAACAGGAGGAGCUUCUGCGCCUCUACCUGCUGCUGCAUGCAGAUCAUGAAGGGGGCAACGUUUCUGCCCAUGCUGCUCACCUUGUUGGCUCUGCCCUAGCGGAUCCUUUCGCUGCCUUUGCUGCCGGCAUGUGUGGACUUGGCGGCCCACUUCAUGGAUUGGCGAAUCAGAUGUGCUUGGCCUGGCUGCGGUCUGUUCAAAGACAGCUGCAGGGGUCACCGCCCACAAAGGAAAACAUCCGAGAGAUAGCCAAGGCAACGCUGAAGGCAGGAGGCGUUAUUCCUGGAUUUGGGCAUGCGGUCCUCAGGGUGACUGACCCCAGGUUCACCCUACAGCGCGAAUUUGCUCUGAAACACAUUCAGCACGACCCCCUGUUCCAGCUUCUUGAAGUCGUCCGUGAGGUCGUUCCAGAAACGCUGUCCGGAAAGGUGUCCAACCCCUACCCCAACGUCGACUGCCACUCGGGGGUUCUAUUGCAAGCCUUCGGUUUGAAACAGGAGAACUUCUACACGGUCCUCUUCGGAGUGUCACGCUCUCUUGGCAUUGCCGCUCAGUUUGUCUGGGCUCGCGCACUGGGCCUUCCCAUUGAGCGCCCAAAAUCUAUAACCCUCAAUUGCUUAGAACAACUGUGCGUAGGCCAGAAAGAAUAG
This is a messenger RNA of Eimeria necatrix, 1698 nucleotides long. RefSeq names its product citrate synthase, putative. Gene Ontology annotation, cellular component: mitochondrial matrix. The transcript is spliced from 12 exons. Gene Ontology annotation, biological process: tricarboxylic acid cycle; carbohydrate metabolic process. The record is from RefSeq and is a predicted model, not a curated record. Bases 1 to 1698 code for a protein of 565 amino acids. Lineage: Eukaryota; Apicomplexa; Conoidasida; Eucoccidiorida; Eimeriidae.